UAUCAGAAAAUAUAAUUGUACAAUAUUACUACCAGGGAACGGCUAGUGUUAAAAUAGACAACUUUUAAAAAUUAAAAUGUUGCUUUUACCUUGGAAAAAAAAGUAUCUAAAACAUCGACACAACAGAAAUUUGAAAUCAAUUCUUGGUUAAUUGGCAUCUUCAUUGUACAACUUUCUUUUUUGCAAAUAUCCUUGAAGUGAUUUUAUAAUAUAAAAACAUUAUAUUUUGAUGUGCUAUGCUUAGCAUAUUCCUGUUUUCCAAGAAACACCGUCCCUCUGCGAUAACAUAAUAAAUAAAUGACGUCACAAAGUGGUGAUGACGGCCAGAGACAGCGCGCGCUUCUCGCAUCCUCCUGAAUGUCUUAGCCGUUACCGGGACAACCAGAGGGGCUGGCCCGUACCACGUGACACAUUUGCCACUGUAGUAGCUGCUGUGUGUUUUUGUGCGUCGUUAGCGUUGAGUCGCCCUGCCGCCUACUACUACUGCUGUGUGUUCGGCCUGAGCAGAUAGCAGCAGAAGUAGAGCCUGUCCUCAGCUGCACAGAGCAAACCAGACAGAGACAGGCCGCUCAGUUAGGCAUGAAAGAUGGAGCCCUUAGCGGCGGGGGAUCGCAUUUUCGCCGCGGAAGCCAUAUUGAAACGGCGCGUCCGUAAGGGAAGACUUGAAUACUUGGUAAAAUGGAAAGGAUGGGCAAUGAAACACAGCACCUGGGAACCAGAGGAGAAUAUUCUGGAUGACAGACUGAUAAUGGGCUUCGAACAAAAGGAACGAGACAGAGAAAAGAGUGGUCCGAAGAAACGGGGACCAAAGCCUAAACAUUUCAUGAAGGCUCGUGGUCAGAAGAGAGAUCCCAGCAGCCAAAAUGCUAGCACUCGUCAGAGUGUGUCACGUUCAGCUUCCAGCCGAGCUGCUCCCUCCUCCUCCACCUCCACCUCCUCCUCCUCCGCCGCCGCCACACCUCAUCUGCCAUCUCUCUCAUCCUCUUCUUCUGCGAUUGGCCCCUCUCCCAAACUCAACUCCCUCGCUGCCACCCACAAGCUGAAAAAGGACAUUCACCGCUGCCACCGGAUGUCCAGGCGUCCUCUGCCCCGCUCAGACCCCAUGGCGUCUUCUUUCUCCAGCGCUGGAGGCCUCCCGUCACGCAUGCAUGUCUCCCCCUUCUCUGAAACCGUCCGCAUACUCAACCGCCGGGUCAAACCUCGAGAGGUAAAGAGAGGUCGAAUCAUCCUCAACUUGAAGGUCACAGACAAGCCAGGAAGAGGUGGCGCCUCUGCAGGCAGUAGGAAUGCUACUUCAGGACGCCAGAACAUCCCGUCACGCAAUCGCAUCAUUGGUAAAAAGGGAGAAGCCCCCUACAGACCCUUCCAACCUCCUCUGAAGAUGCUGGGUUUCCCGAUGUAUGGGAAGCCGUUUGGGCUGCAGUGUGGAGGCCCUGUGCCUUUCCACUCCAAUUCUGGGUCACGCUCCAGCGCGGCAGUCAGGAACAACCACGCUGCCGCCUCUCAGCUCAAGACUCCGCCUUCUCCUUCCAGUUCCAGCAGCUCUGAAGGAAAAUCUUCUCCCACGGUGGCCUCACAGUCCAGGCCUGGCUCUUCAGCCCCACCUUCCAGUCAUGAUCCUGAGCCCAGUGACCCCCCAACAGAGACUGAAAAGGGCCACGGUGCCAACAUUUCGGAUCCUUCGUUCACAUGUGAAAACACAGCGGUGCCCUCCUCACCCUUCCUCCCCUCCUCACCUUCGUCUUCUUUAGAAGACAGUGUGGAACAGGAAGAUAAAGAAGCUGUGGACAGCAACGAGCCUCACCAGUGCAAUGCUAAUAUUCCUUCACCCACCGCUGCUCCCGCGGCAGCUCCGCCAGCUAGCCAGAGCGCCAACCCCAGCGAACCACAGAGGGUUCCCGUAGAAGGUGACCCUGACUGGCACCCACAGAUUGGGCCAAGCUGCAAGGAUGUGGUGGUCACCGAUGUAACCACCAAUCUUGUCACCGUCACAAUAAAAGAGUUUCCCUCCCCGGCCUCUGGCCCCGCCUCCCCCUCUUCGGCCCCUGAAAAUGCCUCGCCCCCUCCCCCUGCCAUCUCCUCCGACGACCCUUCCCCGGCCAAGCCAUAAAAGAUGAAGAAGAAGAUAAUUG
Cynoglossus semilaevis (tongue sole) is the source of this 2132-nucleotide messenger RNA. RefSeq names its product chromobox homolog 6a (gene cbx6a). The transcript has 5 exons. Gene Ontology annotation, cellular component: PRC1 complex; chromatin. The record is from RefSeq and is a predicted model, not a curated record. NCBI's taxonomy places the organism in Eukaryota, Metazoa, Chordata, Actinopteri, Pleuronectiformes, Cynoglossidae. Gene Ontology annotation, molecular function: chromatin binding. Gene Ontology annotation, biological process: negative regulation of transcription by RNA polymerase II. Bases 587 to 2110 code for a protein of 507 amino acids.